UCCCCUCACUGUAUCAGGGUCACUCAGUAUCACAAGUGCACCAUGUGCAUUCCAGGCAUCCACAUUAACUUGUCCCUAUGUUUCUCCAGCUGGGGAGUUAGAAUUGUUUGGGAGUGGAUCCUGAUUCCAGCCAUGGGCUUGUCGACCUCGACUGCGGCUGUCCCGGUGGAGACAAAGCAUGAAAGUACAAGGAGAGGUUGUCCAAUGCAUGCAGGAUCAUCUGACCAAAACUGUGAGAAGAAAACAGACUCUGUGCCAGCUCACCAAGACCGUGCGUAUGAGUACGUGGAAUGCCCCGUUACAGGUGCUAAGUUCAAGAGAAAGGAAAACCUAGAUCCUUCCAACAUGAUGCCGCCACCUAACCAAACACCAGCCCCAGAUCAACCAUUUGCGUUAUCUACUGCCCGAGAGGAGUCGUCCAUUCCGAGGGCAAAUUCGGAGAGAAAGUGGGUUUAUCCUUCUGAACAGAUGUUCUGGAAUGCAAUGUUAAGGAAAGGGUGGAAGUGGAAGGAAGAGGAUAUCACUCAGCAAGACAUGUCUAAUAUUAUUAAAAUUCACAAUCAGAAUAAUGAGCAGGCUUGGCAGGAGAUUCUGAAGUGGGAAGCCCUUCAUGCAAGAGAGUGUCCUUGUGGUCCCUCACUGAUCCGGUUUGGAGGGAAGGCCCGAGAGUAUUCGCCGAGGGCAAGAAUUCGUUCCUGGAUGGGGUAUGAGUUGCCUUUCGACAGGCAUGACUGGGUCAUCGACCGCUGUGGAAGGGAAGUAAGGUACGUGAUUGACUACUACGAUGGUGGCGAAGUCAACCAGGAUUACCAGUUUGCCAUCCUGGAUGUGCGACCUGCACUGGAUUCAUUCUCUGCAGUGUGGGACAGAAUGAAGGUUGCUUGGUGGCGUUGGACUUCGUAAGCACUACUUUUUUUCUCUGAGAUGGAAACAUAUAAAUGACUUUUUUUUUUUUAACGUGAGGGACAUGAAAAUGUUUUCCCCAAACCCAAUGGCAUUUACAGUGUCCCAGAGACUUCAAGCAGCUGGCGCACUCAUUCAUAUAUUUCAACAUUUUCAGUUUUUUCUUGAUUCCUGUUUUUCUGAUAUAGGAUUUCGCUGCUGACAGACAACUUUGCUCCUUGUUGUGGCAUUUGACAAAUUAUCCCAACUUUGAGUCCAUACCAGUAUUAUAUGGAACUAUAUGGUAAAGCAAGAAUAUUUUUCUUCUAUGUACAACAUUAACUCUUUGUCUCAGUUUACGUUUUUUUUUUUGUCUUAAGGAAACUCAAAGUUGGUUUAAUUCAAUUUAGCAUGUUACAUAAAAGUGACUUU
Messenger RNA from Ochotona princeps (American pika), 1314 nucleotides. RefSeq names its product holocytochrome c-type synthase-like. The coding region runs from base 43 to 903 and encodes 286 amino acids. Gene Ontology annotation, molecular function: holocytochrome-c synthase activity. Gene Ontology annotation, cellular component: mitochondrion. Gene Ontology annotation, biological process: cytochrome c-heme linkage. The record is from RefSeq and is a predicted model, not a curated record. The transcript is spliced from 6 exons. NCBI's taxonomy places the organism in Eukaryota, Metazoa, Chordata, Mammalia, Lagomorpha, Ochotonidae.